Messenger RNA from Pseudonaja textilis, 2348 nucleotides. It is a transcript of the gene RUSC1, whose product is annotated as RUN and SH3 domain containing 1. Gene Ontology annotation, molecular function: protein binding. Gene Ontology annotation, cellular component: cytoplasmic vesicle. The record is from RefSeq and is a predicted model, not a curated record. NCBI's taxonomy places the organism in Eukaryota, Metazoa, Chordata, Lepidosauria, Squamata, Elapidae.
CCAGCUCCUCCCUCGGCCUCGGGGUCUCCUCGUCCCUUUCCCCCCAGCAAGGGGGCAAGCUGCUGGACCCCCUUCUCCCCUUCCCCACCCUCCCAGCUUGGGGAACCUGGCUCCGCUGCCCCCCGACACUUCAGCCGCGGCCUUUUGUCCAAGGCUGAAGACUCUCUCCUGCGAAGACGUUUGUUUAUUGGCAACCCGGCAGGGACCGCUUUUCGACGCGGUGUCUCCGGACCUCCCUGUCCGUCUCUCGCCCGUCGGGGCGUAUUCCCCGCCGGCUCGAAGCCUGCUCCCCUUCCUCCGCAGCCCUGAUCUGGCCGUCCUGUUCUCCCCUUUCUUCCCCUCCAGCAAAUCCUUCCCCAUCUUAGCUUUCCCCACCCACCAGGUGCCUGAGCUGUCACUUGGAGCCCGAGACCCCCUGGGAGAGCCGGGUGGAAAGGGUCCCUGGGGGGAAGCUAUGAGCGCCAAGGAAUCGGGAGCCCCUCGCCAACUUCGACAUUCUCAGUCCUUUGCUGGGGUCUCACUCCAAGGCUGCCCAGGGAGGACAGGAGAUGCGGUCUCUACACAGCUUCGACAACAGAAAAAAGCGCUGCUGGUGGCCGUCAGCGCUUCCGUGGACAAGAUUGUGGCUCAUUUCAGCGCCGCCAGGAACCUCGUUCAAAAGGCUCAGCUGGGGGACAGUCAGCUCACCCCCAACGUGGGGGACCUGAUCCUCAACACGCUCUGCCCCGCCUUGCACGCCCUGGUGGGCGACGGCCUGAAGCCUUUUCAGAAGGACGUCAUCACGGGACACCGACCCAGUUCUCCGUGGAGCGUCAUCGAAGCUUCGGCCAGGCCGGGUCCCCACACCAGAUCUUUUACCGCGCUGUAUUGGCGGGUGUCACGGCUAGCCCCACUCCGGAGUAACCGCCAGCGCUUCCACGCUUUUAUCCUGGGCCUUCUGAACUUGAAGCAAGUGGAGGAAUGGUUCAUGCAGCUGCAGAGAAACUCAGAGCUGGUCUCCUCCCUCUACCUGCCCACCGCCUUCCUCCUGCUGAGCCAGCGGUUCUGCCACCGUUGGGCUGAAGAGCUGCUUCUCCUACUACAACCCCUUUCCGUCCUCACCUUCCAACUGGACCUGCUCUUCGAACACCGCCACAUGCCCGUCCGGCCGAUGAUCCCGCGAAGCACCCCGUCCCCCGAACCGGAGUCCGGUCGUUGGGAGAGGCCCGGUUUGAGCCCGCCGGAAUUAUCCGGACCUCCGGUUCCUUUGGAUGGUUUGGAAGAUGGGUUCUUGGUUCCGGCCAGCCCCUUUCAGGAAUGGCUUCUGCCUCAGAGACUCCUGGGCUGGAAAGAACGGCUGGCCAGCACCCUCCGUGGGAAUGCGAGACCAGUUUGGGCCCAACCGGGGCAAGAGGAGAGUCCAGCCCAGCCGCCGGGCAGGUGGAAGCCCCAGUGGACCAAGCUAUGGGUCGCCACGAAGGAGAACCGGGCUGCCGCCGGAGAAACCGGGACCGACGCCGAAGAAUUCCCCAAACUUGGGAGAAAGGACUCCAAGGUAGAACAACCGUCCCCGGCGGGCAAGGAGGAAAACUCGUCAGCCGCGGGGGGCCUUCCCAAGGCCGCCAUGGGGACCCCUGAGGCAGGAGAAGUCUACCUGGAAGGAAGCCCAGCGGGCGAGGAGAAAUCGGAGGCUGGAAACGGGAACGAAAGGUGGCUGGGCUGGCUGUUUGGAGCCAAUUCUCCUGGGACGCUGAGCGAGAUGGAUUUGGAUCUACCCCGGUCCAGCAGGCGCCCCUCGAGGUGGCUGUGCCCCACCGUUAACACACUGGCCCUCUCAAAGAAGGGGGCCACGACCCAGAAGUCCUGGCAGGAGGCAGAUGGGGAGCAGAAUCCCCCAGGCCCAUUACAGACCUACAAAGCUGUGCGGGCCCUCUGCGACCACACAGGGGACGCCGCUGGACACCUGGCCUUUUGCAAAGGGGACAUCUUGCAAGUGAUGGAGACGGUGGAUGAAGAUUGGCUGAAAUGCCUUUCGGGAGACCGACAGGGCCUUGUCCCUGUGGGCUACACUUCCCUGAUCCUGUGAGUCUCAUCCUGGGCCCAGGCCCAGGUGAAAGGGAGAAACACGCCCCUAAAAGCAAACGACGAAAGCAUCACGGAGGAAACUUCCUAGCACAGCACCAGGGAUGGUUUCAAACCGACGUCCUGAUUUCCCUCUCUGAAAUUCCGAGCUCUGCUUUUCUCGAAGCCAGGGGGUUGGGCUAAAUGACCUCCAAGGUCUCUUCCAACUCUUGUUAUUCUGUGACUUUCUAUGAAUCUGGCGGCUUUUGAAACGAGCCUAUCCUCCCUUGUCGGAAGCUGGCCGGGGA